Cuscuta campestris is the source of this 1547-nucleotide messenger RNA. NCBI's taxonomy places the organism in Eukaryota, Viridiplantae, Streptophyta, Magnoliopsida, Solanales, Convolvulaceae. The record is from the annotation of a GenBank genome assembly.
UACAAUUCGAUCGACAAUGAAUUACGAGGACCGACCUCACUUUCCCGGCCCCAGGAUAUCUUGAUGUCUUGACUCUUGGUACUCCCGAUGAACCGCUUUCAGAUUCUUCGCUCAAUCCUUCAUAACAUCACUUACAGAGUUUUGGGAUUUUGGAUCUGAUGAUUCUCUUGUCUUAGUUGCAACAGCAAGUAAUUUCUUGGGACUCUUUGUGCCCUAUAUUAUGUGUUUCUAGUACAUUUUUGGAAGUUAAUUUCUGGAUCUAAAAGGUCGUAUAUUUGCAGCUGAGAGGGACUAUCUUACCAAUUAUCAUAAUUUCUGAGAGUUCAAUUUGUUUCUUGAGUUACUUAUUGUCUGAGCUGAAUUGCAGUCAAGUAUCUUGUCUCGAAAAACCAAACUUGUAGGAUUUUGGAAUAUGAUAUUUUGCUUUCAUACAGUCUUCUUUCUUGGUCAUCCAUGAAAUGAGUUUAAAGGAGAUUGAAGUCAAAAGCUGAAGCUUUGGUCUGGAAAACGAGACAAUCAAUGAGCUCAUCUGGGUUUUUCCUUCUCUGUAUGCUUCAUUCUUUGGUGGCCAUAAGCUGCGGAGCUUUGAUGAUGUUCUACAGCAAUGAUCUGCUUGUGUUUAGCCAUGGCAGAGAGCGUGCCAGCAAGCUUUUAGGAUCAACACCUCAUGAUCAGCUGAUAAUCCAAACAUCGGAUUCAUUUUCGGGAUUGCUCUUGUUUGCAAUCGGAUUUCUCUUGUUCAUGGUUGCAUUUGUAAGGGAUAGGGAUUUCCAUAGCUUCUUUGCUAAAGGGUGUGUGCUUCUCCAUGUAUCCAUGGCGGUUUGGAGAAUCUACUUUGAGAGGAAGGUUGAGGGCCUUGGCCGCGAUUGGCUGAGGCUGGUAGUUGGUGAUCUUGCCUUGGGUCUCUCUUGGAUUUUCUUCCUCGUGUACUCUUGGAGGGAGAAGUAUGAUUAAUCCAUCGGUCUUGGGUUUCGCUGAACCUGCAUUGCUCUCAAUGAAAUCCCCGCUGGAUGGAAUCUUGUUGUCAACGUGCUUCUGAGGAUGAAAAAUUGUCAGCUGGUGAAUUCAACUCUAAUUGAUCGCGAUUUGAUUUCUAUGUGUGUAUCUUCACAUCCAAUAUGUUUGAGUUACAAGGAUGUGAAUAUGGAUAUGAAAGACAGGUUUAAAACCCAUUUUCAUCUAUUGGCUUCUGGACAUAGCAAUAAUUUCUGGAUAUACCCUCAGCCUUGAAGGGUCGUUUGCAGGAAAAAAUUCGCCUACAUUCUUUAACAAGUGAAAGCCAUUUACUCCUCUUGUUUCCCUCCCAAAUUCUGAAGAACAUGUAUUCACCUAAUCCCCUUCAUGUACAUUUUUCCGGAUAAUAAAGUUUAUUUGGGUUUUAUCGCCUCUUAAUGGUUCAGAUGUCUGAAUGGUUCAGCACUUAAUGGUUUAGACUGUUUGUUUCAGCCUCUUAAUGGUUCAGAUGUCUGAAUGACUAAGAGACCUCUUAUCUGAAUUGAUCAGACAUUUGCCUCUGAAUAGUUAAGCAAUAUACUAGCUCUUAAUGG